Messenger RNA from Oncorhynchus masou masou (cherry salmon), 4553 nucleotides. Its product is annotated as fibrinogen silencer-binding protein-like. The record is from RefSeq and is a predicted model, not a curated record. Bases 1102 to 2067 code for a protein of 321 amino acids. Lineage: Eukaryota; Metazoa; Chordata; Actinopteri; Salmoniformes; Salmonidae. The transcript has 2 exons.
GCUGCUUUAGAAAGGAAAUGCAGCAAACAGAUAUCGCCUUUCUAAGGUGAGCGACAUGUAGUCUAUCCAUUUUGGACUGGCAGGGAUUUAUUUGAUGCUCUGGCUUGGGCUUCAGGGAAACAAACACACACUGAAUGAAGCCUAGCCAACUGUAACAAGCCUAUGUUUUAAUGACAGCAGGUCCAGCAUUAUGCAAAUGAGCGUGGGUAGUGCAGCGGCAGCGCGAGGCAGAUUAGAGCUGUGCCUGGGAUCAGUGAGCACACGCGCUCUGUCCUCCUCCCUCUCAGAGCAACUAGUGCCUCUGUCUGUCUCUCCUUUCUCCGCUUUUCCUCUCUCUUUAGCUUUUCACUAGUUUUCCCUCAUUCUGUUGUUCCCGUCGGCGGAUGAUUCGUGUGUUUCCCUUUGAGAAGCAGCUCUGAUUUUCCUUUGUGUAAAAAAAAAAAAAAAUCGCGCGUUCGCACGGACUCGCGCUGCGCGCACACCGUUCCGGUUAAACCAGCGCCGUUUCCUCUUUUCUAGUUAAACGGAAAUAAGAAUAAAGAAAAUGCAUCUUUACAAUUUCAUCGGUAUUUCCCCAUGUAAGCACACACACCGCCCCCCGUAUGUUAGUAUUUGGUGUAUAGCAGUUAGAACGAGCGCUGGUUUGAGGUUUAGAGAGACCGGGCUGUAAGUAGGUCGGGCUGGGUUUAAGCGGCUUUAGCCUGCGUCAGCCUAAGCUGGGAGGAAUUCACCCAAAGCCCUCCGCGGUAGGCGGGGGCCUAAACGAGGCUGGCCUAGUUAAGCCUGAUUCUUAUUGUUGCCCGUGUGUGUUGUGUAACACAGAGCAGAGAAGACCUCGGAUGAGAGAGAGUACAUGGGUUAGACAGACUGUUUGAUUGAGAAUCCAUGAAGGGGGAGAAAGAAGAGGGACAAGGAAGAGAGUGAGUGAGAGUUAAACCAGUAUUAGCCUGAGCCUCAUCACAGAACAGAAAGAAAAGGGAGGUAGAGAACCAGACCAAAUCUCAAAAGAAGGAGAGGAAAAGAAGCGAGAUAUUGUGUUGAGUUAGUGCUGGUGUCUAGGCCUGGCUCGGUCCAUUCUGGUUCCCUGGGCUAUGUUCUAAGAUGGCGUCUGGGUCUGUCUACAUGUCGUCCAGUAUGGUGGGUAAGGCUCGCUCCUCCAACUUCACCCUGUCUGAGAAACUGGACCUGCUGAAGCUGGUCCGCCCACACAUUCUCAUCCUGGAGGAGCACACCAACAAGCACGCUGUUAUCGUGGACAAGAACAAGUGCUGGGACACAGUGUCUGAUCAGUACAACGUCUUGGGGGGGGACAGGCCCCCCCGCACUGCCCAGGGCCUACGCACCCUCUACAAGAGGCUGAAGGAGUCGGCCAAACAGGAAGUGAUGCAACGGAGACACGCCCAGCCAGAGUACAGAGGAAGUAUAUCUGAACCAACCAGGAGAGUGAUGGAGAUGAUACCUCACCUUUUCCAUCACGGAGCUAUUCACCAUGAUAAAGACCCAGCGACGAUGCACAGGGUGAUGUAUAAGCAUGACUCUCCCAUGGAGCAACCUGGCAGCAGCUCCUCCCUCCCAGACUACCCAUCAAACCCCGUCACCCACCACCUGGACCAGGAUGUGGUCAGGCUGGACCAGGACGUGGACGUGAAGCCUCCGCCAGACCUGACCAUCCUCUCCACCCGUGUGGGGGUGGUGCUAGGAGGAGAGGGGGCGGAGGAGGAAGAUGAGGACUUGGGCAGUGUCCAUGGUUAUGACGGCUCCCUCUCUCCCUGCCCAUCCUCUGUCGUCCUGCCCCUCUCCACCUCACCCGUUCCACUGCAACGUGACCUUUACCCUCAUGACCACUACCCCCGCCGUGACCCUGAUAGGCUCCGUCCCCUUCAGCUGGCCAAGGAGGAGCACGAGCAGGUCAUGACCAAUCACAGAAAGAUGGGCGUAUACCUGGAGGAGAAGAGGGAGGGGCUAAAGAGGAAGCAGGAACUGGAGGAGGAGCUUCUGAGAGCAAAAAUCAAAGUAGAGAAACUGAGGGCAGCCAGGCUGAGACAUGGACUACCACUGCCCCUAUAACUAACACACCCAUGGUCUGACUGGACUGACCAUAUGGAACUCAGGAGGAUGCUCUGAACUGUUUCUAUGUCUGUGUUUAGCGUGUGGAAGAGGGGUUUGGCCUGAGAAAUCAUGUUGGUGUGAUGAACAGUGAGUUUGAGGGAGGAUUUAAAGGUCCAAUGCAGCCUUCUCAAUCUCAAAUCAUUUCUGGGUAAAAAUGAAUUACAUUACUGUGAUUGUUUUCUAUUAAAAUGCUCAAAAAGAGACAAAAAUAGAUUUUUAGCAAAGUUCAAUUUCUCAAGUAAGAAUUUUGCUAGGAUUGUCUGCGAGUGGUCUGAGUGGGGAGGGGAAAACUGAUAACAAACUAUUAUUGGCCGAACGGUUUUCAACUCUCUUUCUUCUUGGUCUAUUAACACAUUUAUGGUGAUGUCACCAGGCAGGCCAGAACUCCAUCCCACCAAAACAGGCUGAUAUUUCAGCCGAUCAUUUCUAACAUCUCUUAAGCUAAAAAGGCAUUAUCAUAGUUUUCACCAUUUCACAGUAUUCCAAUCUCAUAGUGUGGAAAUAUAGAGUACCAGUCAAAAGUUUGGACACGUCUACUAAUUGAAUUGUACUAUUUUCUACAUUGUAGAAUAGUAGUGAAGACAUCAAAACUAUGAAAAAACACAUUGAAUUUUUUUUCAACAAACACACAUUGCACUAAAAAAAGUGUUCAACAAAUCUAAAUAUAUUUUAUAUUCUAUGAAGUAGCCAUCCUUUUGUCUUGAUGACAGCUUUUCACACUCUUGGCAUUAUCUCAACCAGCUUCAUGAGGAAUGCUUUUCUUACAGUCUUGAAGAGGUUCACACAAAUGCUGACUACUUAUUGGCUGCUUUUCCUCCACUCUGAAGUCCAACUCAUCCCAAACCAUCUCAAUUGGGUUGAGGUCGGGUGAUAGUGGAGGCCAGGUCAGCUGAUGCUGCACCAUCUCUCUCCUUGGUCAAAUAGCCCUUACACAGCCUGGAGGUGUGUUUUAGGUCAUUGUCCUGUUGAAAUUCUAAUGAUAGUCCCACUAAGUGCAAACCAGAUGGGAUGGUGUAUCGCUGCAGAAUGCUGUGGUUACUAUGCUGGUUAAGUGUGCCUUGAAUUCUAAAUUAAUCACAGAUAGUGUCAUGAGCAAAGCACCAUCACACCUCCUCCAUGCUUCACGGUGGAAACCACACAUGCGGAGAUCAUCCAUUCACCUACUCUGCGUCUCACAAAGACAUGGCGGUUGGAACCAAAAAAUCUCAAAAUUGGACUCAUCAGAGCAAAGGACAAAUUUCCACCGAUCUAAUGUCCAUUUCCCGUGUUUCUUUGCCCAAAAAAGUAUCUUCUUAUUGGUGUCCUUUAGUAGUGGUUUCUUUGCAGCAAUUAGACCAUAAAGGCCUGAUUCGAGCAGUCUCCUCUGAACAGUUGAUAUUGAGAUGUCUGUUACUUGAACUCUGAAGCAUUUAUUUGGGCUGCAAUUUCUGAGAUUGAAGAUGAACUUAUCCUCUGCAACAGAGGUAACCCUGGGUCUUCAUUUCCUGUGGCGGUCCUCAUGAGAGCCAGUUUCAUCACAGCUCUUGAUGGUUUUUGCGACUCCACUUGAAGAAACUUUCAAAGUUCUUAAUGUUCCCUAUUGACUGACCUUCAUGUCUUAAAGUAAUGAUGGACUGUCGUUUCUCUUUGCUUAUUUCAGCUGUUCUUGCCAUAAUAUGGACUUGGUCUUUUACCAAAUAGGGAUAUCUUCUGUAAACCAACCCUACCUUGUCACAACACAACUGAUUGCCUCAAACGCAAUAAGAAGGAAAUAAAUGUUUUAAUAAGGCACACCUGUUAAUGGAAAUGCUUUCCAGGUGACUACCUCAUGAAGCUGGUUGAGAGAAUGCCAAGUGUGUGCGAAGCUGUCAUCAAGGCAAAAGGUGGCUAUGUUUUAAGAAUCUAAAAUAUAUUUUGAUUUGUUUAACACUUUAUUUGUUUACUACAUGUCUACAUUUCAUAGUUUGGAUGUCUUCGCUAUUAUUCUACAAUGUAGAAAAUAGUAAAAAUGAAGAAAAACCAUUGAAUAAGUAUGUGUCCAAACUUUUGACUGGUACUGUAUAUAAAACACAGGGAAAUCUAGUUUUUGACUGCACUGGGCCUUUUGAACAGUGUAUUUGCAUAAGGAAGUGUGUGUUUUGAGUGAGGAUUUAAACAGUGUGUUUGCGUGUGGGACAGUGUGUGUGUGGUGACUACGGUUGAGUUAUGACUCUGGAGCUAAAAACAAUACAGAUCUCUGCUUUUGUCAGACGAGAGGCGCUACUAUCACUGGUUUCAGGUACUAUUUUGACUGGUUUCAUUUGGUUCAAAACCCUGUCUUGCUUUACCAUCCCAUUAGGAGGGAAGAUGAUAGGUGAUGAGGAGGGGUUUAGAAGGGGGUGUUGCUGUUACAGUGGUGUGAUGUUCAGUGUUUCUUGUUCAGAUCUGUGGUUUCAUUGUUUUCUAUUAAAAUAGUUUUUCUAGUU